ACGAGUUAUUUACGAAUAUUAUACGCCAUGCGCUCAAAUGGCACACGCACAUAUCUUUGUGUAAAAGUAUUUCAUUUGUAUACUGACAUGUUGUAGAUUUGUUAGAUUGCGCGAAAGCAUUAUUUGCCGUAUUCAAUUCAUACAUGAAAUUGGUUCUACAGAUAUUUGCAUUCAACGCUACAUAAUGUCCAUAUCAUUUCAAGAUGUUGGUGAGGAAAGGUAUCAGGCUGACGAGAAAAAUGAGUAUAUCGACCCUGCAUUUCUGUUCGACGUUUCGCCAAGCACGAAAUUAUUGCACCAAGAACAAACGUUGGACAAUCUGGAAGAUUUUCCACGCAUGCACUUGCAUUCGUUCGGUAAAAACUCUCGGCCCGCUUCAUCGCAUUCUGAAUACAUACAACCAUUCUCAGAAAAUCGUAUGAAAUCUAAUGUUAUCAACGACAUGAAGAUGUUAAGCGCCAGCCAUGGUGAGGUAACAGGCAUGAAGAAGGAACAUGAUUUAUUAAACCGACAAAAAGAGAUGAGAAGGCAGAUGUUCAAAGAUGAUGUUCAGCUCAGGGACUAUCUGGCAAAGAAAGCAUUUUACACUACAUCUACGCAAAGGCUGUAUGAAGGUGCUGACUGGGAUGAAAGAAUUACCAGCUCACAACUUGCACCAAAAACUAGUAAGGAAGUUCAUGCUGAUCCUGUCUCUUUUCGAGUCGAGUCAAAGCUAUACGCACCAAACGUCGAAGGAUGGCAGCAAUUUGGGAGCCGUCCCUUUUCCUGGGAUUACGUUCAAACAAGAAAUAGACAUUGCUUACCUGGGCCAGUUCGUUUCUGUUCAUCCACUAAGAAGACUGCUCAUAUACCAGGAUACACAGGACAUGUUGGAAGUGGACCAGACGAGAUGGACGAUAAGAGAAUUUUAUAUCACUCACAAAACAGACAGAGAACAAUGCAGCCGAAAUACGCAACUGCUGGCAGAAAAGGAAACAUUCCCGGAUACACAGGCUGUGUUCUCUUCAGCAACUACGAUCCCGCUGGUAUUAAUGAUCCCGAACAUCAACGAAGCACAACAAGACUUACGUACAGAUCUCACGAAGAGUUUCUAAGCGAAAAUAAUUCUGCGUUCAAAAAAUCUUCACCGAUGUCCCGAAUGGUUACGCUUACUCAUCCCUUCAACCCAUUUAAUAAAGUUCAUUAAAUGAUUAAAUGAAAUAAAGAUUAUAAAUAUAAUUACAUUGCGUCAGUGGCAAAAGAAUACUAUGCUUUUACCCAUUAAAAUUUUUUCAUAUCAAA
Molecule: messenger RNA, 1281 nt
Organism: Xenia sp. Carnegie-2017
Lineage: Eukaryota; Metazoa; Cnidaria; Anthozoa; Malacalcyonacea; Xeniidae
Product: spermatogenesis-associated protein 48-like
Exons: 9
Coding region: 185-1186 (333 amino acids)
Source: RefSeq, a predicted model, not a curated record